AUGGAGACAAAUUGUAGACCGAGUAAUAACUACAUGGGGUGGUUACCAGCUAGGAGUGGAUUUCAACUCUGGAGGGCCGGAAACUGGUUCAAAGAGAUUGUUACCGAAUACACGUUGACCACGCGUGGUCUGAAAGCAGACGAUUUGGAGGAAUGGUUGAACAGUGUUUUGUACACCGAAUUCAACCUUAUAUUGGAAGACGAGAGCGUAUACCCUACAUCCGUAUUCCUGUUAGAAGCCCUCGGGUAUUUGCGACACAACGAUCGUGUUCAUCUUGAACGAUUGAUGUCCACACUUCCUUCUGUAGAUGCUGUGAGGGAGGUAUGUAAAAAUAGUGGAAGUGCUUGUGUAGUGUGGCCAUACUUAGGAUCAGUUUGCGCCUAUUAA
Messenger RNA from Ostertagia ostertagi, 387 nucleotides. The record is from the annotation of a GenBank genome assembly. NCBI's taxonomy places the organism in Eukaryota, Metazoa, Nematoda, Chromadorea, Rhabditida, Trichostrongylidae.